GAUCAGCUAUUCCUGCAGCCCUACUGCUUUUGCCGGCACGUAAGGAUCAAAGAUUCUGUAAACUAACCAGCUACUCACUCAAAUGCACGAAAAAUAGAUGAGUGGGAAAUAAAAAUGCCGUGGGAAGAAGUGAAAUGGAGCAAGGAUAUUUGUGCAGGAAGAACAGGAUGCGGGAGCUUACCUCACCGGCCCGCGAUAUUUCGUCAGCUUUUUAACCAAUUGAUCAUCGAGUUGUUUUUGAAACACAAUCUUUAGAACUCAACAGAAAAGUGAACCGAGAGUUACACAUAUAGGACUAUGACGGAUUUAGAAGAAUCAGAAUCACCGCCGUUGAUAACUCGUCGACGCCGAAGGCGAUACAGGAUUAAUUUGUCUCGACAUGUUUACAAUGAACGAGAAUUCACUGAGUCGUUUAUCAACCAAGAGGAAUACACAGCGAGUUCUGAGUUUGAACCCUCAUCCCUUGCAAAAACAUUGAGGCGAAAUUUCUUACCAUCUAGAUGUACGUGUAAAGAUAUCUUGCAAUCAUGGUUUCCCAUCGUGGAGUGGCUACCGGCCUAUAAUAUUCGCCGUGACUUGGCACACGACAUAGCGGGAGGUUUAACCGUGGCGAUUAUGCAUAUUCCUCAAGGUCUGGCAUAUGCAUUGCUAGCAUCACUUCCAGCUGUUACAGGACUGUACACAGCUUUUGUUCCUAUUCUUGUUUAUAUGGCCAUGGGGACCUCCAGGCAUAUAUCUUUAGGAACAUUUGCUGUGGUUUGCCUCAUGGUUGGUCAUGUUGUUGACAGAGAAGUAGAACAAUCUUUGUCACCCACCCCAACAGCACCAGCUCCUACAAAUCCGCCUCUUGAUGGCUCAGUUAAUGAAGUAUUACGGAAUUCAAUUUAUAAACAUGAGUCCAAUGGCAGUUCAUCAAAUGAACAGGACUUGCUGGAUGAAAAGAAGUUAGAGGUUGCUGUAGCACUGUCAAUGCUUGUUGGUCUUCUACAGCUUUUAAUGGGUCUAUUGAAGCUUGGUUUUGUUGCUGUGUAUUUAUCUGAUCCUAUCAUUAGUGGUUUCACAACUGGUGCAGCAAUUCUGGUUUUCACAAGUCAGGUGAAACACAUCCUUGGAUUGGAGGUUCCACGAUACUCUGGAGCAUUUGCUGUAGUAAAGACCUACAUAUUCAUGUUCAAGAAUAUUACUCUUGCUGUACCAGGAUCAGUCAUCACUGGAGUUGUCUGUAUCCUUGUCCUGAUAGCACUGAAAUAUAUCAGUGAGAAGCUGAAGCACAGAAUGAAAUUUCCUAUACCAGCUGAGUUAAUAGUGGUUGUCCUUGGAACAGUUGUGUCUUAUUUUGUUGGAUUGAAUGAAAAAUUUCAAGUUUCAGUUCUGCGUGAUAUCCCUAAGGGGUUACAAGCACCAUCUGCUCCAUCCUUCAUGCUGAUGGGAAACAUGGUGACAGAUGCCAUUGUGAUUUCUAUUGUUAUAUUUGCCACAAACAUAUCUUUGGCCAAAACAUUUGCCAAAAGAAACAAUUAUGUGAUUGAUUCAAAUCAGGAACUGAUUGCUUGUGGAUCUGCAAAUGUGCUGGGUUCCUUUUUUUCUUGCUUCCCUGUGAGUGGUUCACUUUCCAGGUCUGUGAUUCAAGAAAGCAUUGCAAGAACACAGCUCUGCAGCAUCCCUGUUGUUGUAGUUAUUAUCUUGGUUUUACUUUUUAUUGCACCUCUCUUCUAUCACUUGCCAAAGGCAAUACUGGCUGCUGUGGUAGUUGUUGCACUCAAGGGGUUGUUCCGACAGUUUAAUAGACUGGUACAGCUGUGGAGAAUGUGUAAGCCCGAUGCUGUUGUUUGGUUUGCAGCAUGGUUAGGAGUUGUAUUGCUUGGUAUUGACAUUGGGUUAGGAGUUGGAGUAAUCAUGGCUCUGGUAGUGGUAAUCUGGAAGUCAUCCAGACCUCCUGCUUCACUUCUUGGUCAGAUUCCUAACACCGGAAUUUACAGAGGCCUCCAAAGGACAACUUCGGCAAAGCCGAUUCCAGGAAUAAAAAUUUUUCGAUUUGAAUCUGCGAUGUUUUACGCCAAUUCAGAAUACUUUCGAAGCACUUUGAUAGAAACGACUGGAGUUGAUCCACAGAAACGCAGCAGGCUUGGUAGCUCAGCAGUGCGUUAUAGGCACAAUGAGGAGGAUACAGGGAGUCCGGCAAUAGAAAUAACAAGGACUGUUUCAAUCAAUAGAGCUCUGGAGAAUGGGGAUGUGGAAGUUUCUCUCAGUGAUCUUGGAAAUAACGAAGAUCCCUCAGGAGAUGAUCCAACCCCUGUUCACGCCAUCAUAAUUGACGCCAGUACGUUUAAUUUUAUUGACACCCAAGGUGUGAACACUUUGUUGCAGCUUGGUCUAGAGUAUGAAAAGAUUGGAGUAAAAUUCUACUUGGCGCACUGUCGAUAUUACAUACGGGAAAUGUUAGAGAAAGCUGGCUUUACGGCGAGAAUAGGAACAGAACAUUUGUUUGUGUCUGUACAUGACGCAGUGAUACACGCUGUUGGAAUUCACUCUGAGGACGCGUCCUAUUCGACUCCUGUGAUGAGUGACACUGAAUCAGCACUUGAGGCUGGACCUUCUAAUCAACAGGUAGAAGAAUGAAUGGGAGCAAACGAUUUGAGAUGACUCGCGAAGUUAAUCAAAGAACAUACAACAGCCCACGCACGGAAUCUUAACACACCGUCCCUAAAAAGAAAGCUAUGCAACGCUUAGAUACUCAGAAGUGGAAUUCAAUCAUACCGAACGAAAAGUGUCCGAUUUUUAUUUUUUAUAAUGUUUCCAGUGAUAAUUUUUUACGUGGGGCAAGUUCUACUCAUUUGACUCGCGGUAAGCAGGGUUAUUAAUUUCGCUUGAGCUUUGGACGAUGAUUUAACAAGAAAAAAGAAGGUUCGCAAACAGAAAAGAAUUGGUCAAUUGAGAAGCGCUAACCCGGACCUCUCCAACAGUAACAUCCUUAAAUCAAAUAUAGGAUCAAUAUCA
Molecule: messenger RNA, 2997 nt
Organism: Pocillopora damicornis (cauliflower coral)
Lineage: Eukaryota; Metazoa; Cnidaria; Anthozoa; Scleractinia; Pocilloporidae
Product: prestin
Biological process (GO): transmembrane transport
Cellular component (GO): membrane
Source: RefSeq, a predicted model, not a curated record